Messenger RNA from Penicillium coprophilum, 663 nucleotides. RefSeq lists its product as uncharacterized. The record is from RefSeq and is a predicted model, not a curated record. Bases 1 to 663 code for a protein of 220 amino acids. NCBI's taxonomy places the organism in Eukaryota, Fungi, Ascomycota, Eurotiomycetes, Eurotiales, Aspergillaceae. The transcript has a single exon.
AUGUUUUUUCUUCUGCUACGAAAGCUAUGGAUCCGACGAAGAAGAUCAGACACAUAUCAAUCGUCCACCUCCUUAACUACGUCGAAAGAGCUUGAAUCCCAAGAGAUGAAAUCAUAUCUUUCUGAAACAGUGACCACCACACCACAACACGACGAAACAGACCAAAUCGUCAAUCAAUUAGCUGCCCUUGCAGCUACCAUGAGCAAUACAUCAUACAACAGCACCUUAUCAUCGACUGCUGCACCCAUAUUGGAACCUCAACCAGCAGCGCUGGGAUCUAAGCCAGAGCAGUUGGAGCAACCAGAGCAACCAGAAGAAGAAGAAGAAGAAGAAGAAGAAGAAGAAGAAGAAGAAGAAGAAGAAGAAGAAUCUUUCUACCAUCUUUGUAGUUUGAUAACAGUCUCUUGCUUGCCGCAGCAUAUGUCAGGCCACACAUCAACACCUUCGGCCUCAACACUAGACUCCAAGUCAGGUAAACGCAAAAGUCAAAUCUUUGACCGGAAGAGAGCGUCGUCGAUUCUGAGUUUACAUCUUGGUGAUCUACCGAGCCUGCCAUUUCCUUCAAAAGGGAAAGUCUCAUGUAGACCUCGCCCGAGGUAUAGUCCUCUUCCUCCACCAUUCGUGCAGAAAAGGACUGCUAUCCGGCCCGAGGUGCGUUUUUAG